UAUUUUAGUUGAUUUAAAGUUUUUAACCUGUUCUUGGAGAUGGAGAGGGUGCGAGCCGUCGUCUACAUGUCCGUGAUCUUGUCUGUGAUGACAUCGUUCUGUCAGGGUCAAAGGUCAUCUGAAAACCAGCUGCCGCCUGCGCCGGACGAGCCCGUGUUCGGACUCACAACCAGUGAACUGGCUGAAGCGCUGCACGGUUUCUUGGACGAAGCUGACAGCAGAGUCGGUCUCUCUGUGGAGAAGAAAGCCAGCGUGAUCCCGCGGUGUGACGUCGGUGAGCGAUGUGCCAUGAAACAUGGGCCUCGGAUCGGCCGGCUCUGCGACUGCCUCAGAGGAACGGCCUGCAACACCUUCUUCCUGCGCUGCUAUUAAAC
Molecule: messenger RNA, 374 nt
Organism: Nematolebias whitei (Rio pearlfish)
Lineage: Eukaryota; Metazoa; Chordata; Actinopteri; Cyprinodontiformes; Rivulidae
Gene: cart4
Product: cocaine- and amphetamine-regulated transcript 4
Exons: 4
Coding region: 40-372 (110 amino acids)
Biological process (GO): cellular response to starvation; positive regulation of MAPK cascade; adult feeding behavior
Molecular function (GO): neuropeptide hormone activity
Source: RefSeq, a predicted model, not a curated record